AUGUCCCAAUCACCCAACGCAACCAUCCUCGGCACCAUCGGCACCGUCUUCUGGUGCAUCCAACUCAUCCCACAGAUAUGGUAUAAUUGGAGAAGAAAGAAAACGGAGGGAUUGCCUCCUGCCAUGGGGUUCUUAUGGGCGGUUUGCGCUGUGCCUAUGGGUGUUUAUUUAAUCCUUCAGGAUGUGAAUCUCCCCAUGCAAAUCCAACCGCAGAUCUUUGGGACUUUUUCGGCGGUGAUAUGGGCGCAGAUUUUGCAUUAUGAGUAUGACUAUAGCACACGCAAAGCUACAUUAGCUUGUCUUGGGUUGUUGGCUGUGAUGGGUGGGAUCGAGGUGCUGCUUGUUUUGACUUUGAGGAUCCCAUAUAACAAAGGUAUCACCUGGCCUGAUAUCCUCGUCGGGGCCAUUGCGACAGUUCUUCUGGCGGCCGGCAUGUUGCCGAUUUAUUUUGAAUUGUGGAAAAGAAACGGUCGGGUGAUUGGAAUUAAUUGGGUCUUUUUGUGUAUUGAUACACUUGGGGGAUUGUUUUCGCUGUUUGCACUAGUGGCGCAAGGGUCGUUUGAUAUUCUCGGAGGUGUCAUGUAUCUUGUAGUUGUGGGACUCGAGAUUGGCAUCUAUACUAGCCAUAUUAUAUGGCGGGUUCGGUUUCGCGAGGCAAGAAAAGAAGCCAAGCUCACAGGGAAACCCAUCGAGGAGGUGUUGAAGGGAUCUUGUCCGGCAUAA
Molecule: messenger RNA, 723 nt
Organism: Aspergillus sclerotioniger CBS 115572
Lineage: Eukaryota; Fungi; Ascomycota; Eurotiomycetes; Eurotiales; Aspergillaceae
Product: PQ-loop repeat-containing protein
Exons: 8
Coding region: 1-723 (240 amino acids)
Source: RefSeq, a predicted model, not a curated record